Molecule: messenger RNA, 1458 nt
Organism: Paramecium sonneborni
Lineage: Eukaryota; Ciliophora; Oligohymenophorea; Peniculida; Parameciidae
Source: the annotation of a GenBank genome assembly
AUGAAGCAAUAUAAAUUUCAUUUCAGAAGUUUACUUAUAUGCUUAAUUUCAUUGAUUGCUUAUUACAGUGUUUGUGUACAUUUAUAUUUGAAUGUUUCUCCUCAUUGGAUUUGGUCCUUAUAUUUAAGCCCUAUAUUUGUAAUAUCUGUAAUACUAUUUAGUUUAUUUUAUGUGAGUGUAGCUAAUUAGUAAUAAGUAAAAUUUAUAUAUUUACAUUAGAUCUAAUCAGAUAGUGAACAAGAUUUCUGUAUCACAGUAAUUUUACUCACAUUUAUGCUUAUUUGGUGGCCUAUUUUUAUUAUUAUAUAUCUCCAAAUAUUUGGAUAUAUAUUGAUACCUUUUGAAGCAGAUACAGGAUAUCUAAUAAAGAGAAAUACAAGUAAGUAUUAUAAUGAAGAAUACGAUACGAUGAUAUUUAAUUUAAGCAAUAAUUAACAAGGCAUUGGUUGUUACUCAAAUUAAAAUGAUGCAUCAAUUGUAGAGUAUCCACUUCCUUAUAAAUAUUACUAUUAUGGGAAUGAUAUCAAAUUACCUUCAUGGUUCUGUCUUCCUUAUGAUACUAUCAUUUAAGAGAAAGAAUUAAUAAAAUUAUAUGCAAGUAAAGAUUAAAUAAUUGAUGAUAUGAGAAUAAUUACUUUUUAAUACCCUAAUUAUAUAAAUCAAUCUUUUUGGAUUGCAUUUAUUACGACGAUAUUUUAAUUUGCUUGUAUUUUUUCAUCUAUUUUGCUUCUUGCCAUACUUUUAAUAAUUGAUUAACAUUCAAUUGAGUCAAGUAUUAGAAAGCCUUCAAGAAAGAAAAGAAUAAUAAAUUUUAUUUUAUCUUUUACUUUAUAUGUUUUUAUGAUUUCAUGUAACAAUCUAAUCAUCACUAUUGUUUCUUUGUUAGUAGGAUUAUUAUUUUUAAUUUGGAGUUUAUUUAAUAAAAUUCAUGAUCAUUUUUAUUAAAUGAUUAAAGGAAUGUAUAAAAUGGUUACACAUUGGAUUCAAUACAUUCCGAUUACAGUCAUAGCAAUUAUUCUAAUUGUCAUUUAUGUUAUUUUUAUAUUGCUGGUAAGUUAAUGUGUUAUACAUUUUAAAAUUUUCUUAUGCCGACAUUUCGUAGCUUUAUGGAAAGGAUAAAUUGAGGAACAAUUAGAAGGGUAUGAUAAAUUUAUAAAUAAAUUAACAGUUUUGACAUGGAUAUGGAAUAUUAUUCUUAUUGUUUUGUUAGUAACAUAAAGUAAUUCUUUACCUUUAAUGGUGAUAUCAAUAAUUCUGUCUGUGGUAUAAUUAAUAAAUAUUCCCAUUGUUUUACUAUUUACAAAUAAACAUAGCAUCUUUGAAUAAUAAUGGUGCAUUUAUUAUACUAACUAUAAGAUUAUUAAUUAAUAAUGCACAGAUCAUGAAUAAUAAAAUUAGUUCCCUAUGGAAUUACGUGAAAUUGAAUUAAAUAUAUAAGAAGAGAAAAAUUGUAAAUGA